Messenger RNA from Lentinula edodes (shiitake mushroom), 1769 nucleotides. RefSeq lists its product as uncharacterized. Lineage: Eukaryota; Fungi; Basidiomycota; Agaricomycetes; Agaricales; Omphalotaceae. The record is from RefSeq and is a predicted model, not a curated record. The coding region runs from base 140 to 1516 and encodes 458 amino acids. The transcript has 2 exons.
UGUUUUUCUGCUGCCCACAUUUUACAGACCCGGAUCUGACCGGAUAUACUCCUCCAUCUCAUUCCGAAGGCCUUUUAAAGGGCCCAGGUUUCUAUCUUGCGUCAACUUGAUCUUUUCUGCCUUGGAUACCUCCCAAGAAAUGCCCACUAGUAUUCGUUCACUUCCUCCUGAACUGCUUUAUGCUGUUUUCGAGCUCACCAUGUCAGCAGAGAAUGAUCCCCUCGAGAGUCAUGAUGACGAGAUCACGGUGUCUCCUCCAUGGCCGGAUAUAUUUGACUUAAAGAAAGGGCCUUGGGUGCUUGCGCAAGUGUGCAGCCGAUGGAGAUUCAUCGCGCUAUCUAUUCCACAACUGUGGUCCAAUUUCUACGUCAGACUUCCUCGCUGUAAAGACUCUGCAGUCGAUGUACUGCAGGCUUGGCUUGGCCGUUCCGGCAACCGCCCUCUCCAAUUCCAGAUCACUGCCACGCUGGGAUUCUGUGGACAUCACUGUGGUUCUGCAUUGCUUACCACACUGGCUAGUACGUCUGCUCGCUGGCAGACCGUGGAGCUCGUGGAUGUGUCUAUAAAAUUCUUGGAUACGCUGGCGAUGCAGCGUGAGAUACAGCUCUGUUCUUUGCCAUUACUCAAAGAGCUUUCUCUGCGCUCUAGAAAUUGGGACAUUGAAUCCGAUGAUUCUCCCGAGUUCGAAGACCCUUCCACUGCAUACGAAGUCUUUUUCCGUGCCCCGAAUCUGGACACGUUGAUCAACCUUGACACUUUGAGUCUUUCCGUAUUCAAACUACCUUGGAACCAGCUCACGACCUACAUUGGAUCUGAUGCCUCACAUGCCAUCGACCAUUUGGAAAUCAUGUUACUGUGUCCGAACCUCAUUGAAUGCGAUGUUGCUUUUGAUCGUACACAUACUUGGCCCACUAUUCCCUCGCUUCCAUUGAAACAACUCAAAAAGUGGACCAUACGGGUUAGGAAUUCUGCUCAUGACCUUUCAUUGCUUUUGUCCCAAACAACUAUUGAGGUUCCGAAUCUCCAGGAAUUGGCCCUUCUUGCCGGCCCCUUUGUCCUUACCCCAAUUCUCGACUUAUUUCGACCCGUAUUAAUUUCUUCGGCGUGCUCACUUCAGUACCUUGAACUAUCUGGUAACACGAUAGAUCACUCGCUUAUGCGCUUUCUCGAAUCGGUUUCAACGAUAACUCGUCUCCGCGUCUGGUCAAGUCUGACAAUACUGCCACUACUUCAAAACCAGGAGGCAUUGGUACCAAUGCUCCAUACCCUGGAUAUCGGGCUCACCGAACGAGCAGAUAUAUAUGCAUUCGAUCUGACAAUUUUAGCGGUUGUUGUGCGGUCCCGUCGUCGAUCAGAUCACGUUGAAAGCAUUCGUCGAAUGAACAUCGUGGUGAAUAUGUGGGAAUUAGACAUCAUGGGUCUCCAUGUAUUUCCUCCCAUCAUGGAGGUUUUACAAGAGGAAGGGCUGGACAUACGUGUUUGUAAAAGAACAGAAAAGCUGUCUCGUAUCAAAUAAUGUUCGCUUCUCAUGAACCGACCUUGGAUGGCUUGGGUUCGCGACUGCACCGCUAAGCUACGAUCUGACAUGUCUGGCCUGGUAACUUGCUUCAGAGUGAAAGGGAAUCAGGUGAAGUUUUCGAAUACGCCGAGGGUAUAGAAUACAUAGAUGGUUCUCGAACUCCGUGAUGAGCAAACAAAGGAGCUCAUUCUAGGAUAAGAUAAGAUAAGGCCGACGUAUGAGAGACGACUUAGCGCGCACUGAGCGCUUC